UCUUGCACCGCCCGACAGAUUGACCUGAAUCGCGAACCCUGUGGCCAACCAACAUUUUCCUACACCGCAAAACCCCGAACCCUUUCCCUCGUUAUAACCAACCCUCCCUGGAGCUCUUCUUGUGCGGAUCCUAAACAGCCUCAUAUUAUUGUUUCCAUCAACUGAACCGGAUAAAACCGCUCGAUUGAUACUCGGUGUGGCAAAGACCCUGCACCACGUCACCUCCGUCGGCGGCGCAAUUAGAUCUGCCAAGGUCCCGCGCUCCAGCCACCCUCACUCGUAACGACAUCAUCGCCGCCGAGUCCUAUCACUACCCCUCCGAAUAAGCGCCAUCGCUGCUACUAGAUUGGGCCUGCUAGCCUGCGGACGAGUGCGAGAAUACCGAGUUCCUCCUCCUAUACCAUCUCACUGGUUGCACGACCACACCCGCCGCAACCAUGUCGAAGGUAAUGCGAAGCGUGAAGAAUGUCACCAAGGGCUACUCAUCAGUGCAGGUGAAGGUUCGCAAUGCUACGAGCAACGAUCCAUGGGGCCCGACAGGGACGGAGAUGCAGGAAAUCUCCCAGAUGACAUACAACUCAUCAACCGAGUUCUACGAGAUCAUGUACAUGAUAGAUAAGCGUCUCAACGACAAAGGGAAGAACUGGCGCCACGUCCUCAAGGCCUUGAAGGUCCUGGAUUACUGUCUGCACGAGGGAUCCGAGAUGGUUGUAACAUGGGCACGCAAAAACGUCUUCAUCAUCAAGACCCUCCGCGAGUUCCAGCACAUCGACGACGACGGCCGCGACGUCGGGCAAAAUGUCCGUGUAUCCGCAAAAGAGCUCACCUCCCUCAUCCUCGACGAAGAGCGUCUCCGCGCCGAGCGCAGCGAUCGCAAAUCCUGGAAGUCCCGCGUAACCGGCAUCGAAGAGUAUGGGUCCUCCGAGACCUCCCCGCCCCCCCGCCACGAGCGCCCCCACCGCGCCCAGCGCGCCGACGAAGAAGACGCCGAGUACAAGCUCGCGAUCGAAGCAUCAAAGCACCAAGAGGAAGAGGACCGCAAGAAGCGUCAAAGCCGGCAGGGCGAGCCUGACGACGACGACCUCGCCAAGGCCAUCAAGCUGAGCAAGGAGGAAGAGGACCUACGACUCAAGGAACUCGAGGACGCCAACGCGCAGAGCCUAUUCGACGAUGACCCCGUGCAGAUGCAGGGUAACCAACCCCAAUUCACCGGCUAUAACCAAGGCUACCAGCAGCAAGGCGCCGUCGACUGGUCCGGAAACCCCAUCGACAUGUCCCAGGGCCAACAGCCCAACUACCUCAACGCCUACGCGACUGGCUACCCCCAAGCCGCCCCGCAGCAGACGGGCUACCAAACCGGCUACCAAAACGGCUUCCCCAGCUUCGAGCAAUACGUGCAGCAGCAGACCGCGCAGACCUCCCCCUUCCCAUCGUCCCAGAACUACAACCCCUACGCCCAGCAACCCCAGCAACAGCAGCAGCAAGCUGAACCCAUCGUCCCGGCAAACACCAACAACCCCUGGGCCACAAGCGCCCAAACCGCAGUCCAAGCCCAAGCCCCCGCGCCCACAGGCUCAAACAACCCCUUCGCGACCUCCCGCCCGGCACCAGCGCAGACAUCCUCCCAACCAACCCUCUCCACUUUACAGGAGCAAAAAACCCUAUCUUCUUUCAACAACCAGUCGCAAUUCUCCCAACCCUCCUCCUUCACCCCACCCCCCCAGCAACAACAACAGCACCUCCAACCCCAACUCCAGCAGCCCCAAAAAUCCCAAUCCCCCUACGAAGCCCGCCUCGCCUCCCUCCUCGAAAGCGGCGACGGCAUGGACACCUUCGGCAACACGGGCAACCUCCGCAUCCCCGCGCAGCACACCGCACCCGGCACAUUCGUCAAUUCCGCCGGUGCGGGCCUGCCGGGUUUGAAUGCACAGCAGACGGGGGUGAAUCCGUUUAUCCAGGGUCAGUUUACGGGGAUGCCGCAGGCGCAGUAUGGUGGGCAGCAGGGGUAUGGGGGAGGGGGACAGCAGGGAAUGCAGCAUGCGCAGACGGGGGCGGGGAAUCCGUUUGGGAGGCAGCAGGGGGCGGGAGGGGGGAAUUUGAUUGAUUUUUAG
Molecule: messenger RNA, 2111 nt
Organism: Pseudogymnoascus verrucosus
Lineage: Eukaryota; Fungi; Ascomycota; Leotiomycetes; Thelebolales; Thelebolaceae
Exons: 4
Coding region: 438-2111 (557 amino acids)
Biological process (GO): endocytosis; actin filament organization
Cellular component (GO): endosome; clathrin vesicle coat; plasma membrane
Molecular function (GO): clathrin binding; phospholipid binding
Source: RefSeq, a predicted model, not a curated record